AUGUCGUCACUAGCCCUGCUUACCCUUCUCAGCCAAAGCCGAAGCGUUACAGAGAUUCUCAAAGCUCAGUAUUUGUUCAGAAAUUCCGAAUUCAUCCCCAAAAUUUUCAGAUAUUGGGCAUUCAGGAAGCCCCUAUCAGUGGAAUUGGGACCUGGAAUUCUUGGAAAUGUUUUUGAUGGAAUUCAGAGACCCCUGAAAACUAUUGCUAUUAGAUCUGGAGAUGUCUACAUUCCUCGUGGAGUUUCGGUCCCUGCUCUUGACAAGGAUGCACUGUGGGAGUUCGAGCCGAAGAAGUUAGCUGUUGGAGAUCUCCUCACUGGUGGAGAUUUAUAUGCUACUGUCUUUGAGAACACUUUGAUGCAGCACCAUGUUGCUUUACCUCCUGGUUCAAUGGGAAAAAUAAGUCAUAUUGCCCCAGCUGGUCAGUAUAGUCUCCAGGUUAGUAAUGAGAUCAACUCUGGUUCAAUGGGAAAAAUAAGUCAUAUUGCCCCAGCUGGUCAGUAUAGUCUCCAGGACACAGUGCUAGAGUUGGAGUUUCAAGGCAUCAAUAAGAACUUCACUAUGCUUCAGACUUGGCAUGUUCGUACUCCUCGACCGGUUGCGACAAAACUUGCUGCCGACACACCUCUAUUGACUGGGCAGAUAUGGGUGGUAGAGAAGGAAGUGGUCACUCGAGUUUCCCUCAUGUUGCACUCAAUGAGUGUAUCCUUUCAUCAAUGUCGAGAAAGUAUAUUGCUGCGCUCAACCAUGACAUGAUUUAGAAAUAGGACCUGGAGCAACUGCAGUUUUCAACUGCAGGUACUUCGUGAUCUCAAGAUCUCCACUUCAAGGAGGCCUUCGAGCCAUGCGAGAAUCUGAGGUAGUUUAUACAAUCUUAGCAAACUUAGCAAACCAUGAGAAUGAAAGCCCAUGGAGAUAUCUUCGAGGCUUGUACCAAGGCAAGACUGAACUUUUAGGAAUUGAUAAUCAAAUCCAAGAAGUUUGUCUCAAGAUCUUGAAGACAAAUCAGAACUCCGUAUUUGCUAUCAGCCUUCUCUUAGAUCUCCUUUGCAAUGGCUUUCAGCCUUCUGGUAAAUUGAGGGGUGUUAUUGCAAUUUCAAGAAAUCUUUAAGCCGGAUCUGCAAAUUCUAAUUUAGCGACGAGCAUUUGCUCUAUUUUAGAGGCUGUUGCUCCUAUGAGAUUCAACUAUUGAGAAUGGCACAUGAGCCGUAUCUCUUCUCAGGUUUGUUGAGGUGGUCAAGAACUUGUACUGGUAUUCAUUACUUCAGCUGUUCUUUAUGGGCUUCUUUGAUGAUUCAGCGAUUAAUAUUUGCUCGUUGAACGUUGACUUUUUAAACAUUGAAAUUUAAAUAUGUAUGUUCAUGGAAAAUACGAUUGGACUUGGGGAUAUAAUUUAAUACUCAUAUGUAGCAGCAUUAAUUUGAAAUGUGGUUUUUAUAUUCC
Molecule: messenger RNA, 1443 nt
Organism: Asparagus officinalis (garden asparagus)
Lineage: Eukaryota; Viridiplantae; Streptophyta; Magnoliopsida; Asparagales; Asparagaceae
Product: V-type proton ATPase catalytic subunit A-like
Exons: 12
Coding region: 1-756 (251 amino acids)
Biological process (GO): proton transmembrane transport; ATP metabolic process
Cellular component (GO): plant-type vacuole
Molecular function (GO): proton-transporting ATPase activity, rotational mechanism
Source: RefSeq, a predicted model, not a curated record